AUCAUCAGCAGCGACAGGAAGCGUCUGUCGCCGCUCGUUUUUUCAUUUCGCGGUGUUGGAUGUUUUAUUUGAGCAGCUGCCAAAUGUUUAAACGUAAAUCAUAGAAGACGAAAUAAACUGUAACAUCGUCCGUUUCUUUAAUUAUUUACCUCAUGCGUACAGCUUAAGUUAUUUGGCGAGUUUGUAAGUUAUUUAAAAAGAUAAACGUAUCGAAAGAAGAUAAAAUAUUCAGAGCUGGAGAUGACUUCUGGAGGUUUGGGCUUCGCUGAGGGCCUGGGGCAAGACAUCAGUCAGGAGGAGUUGGACUUCUCCGACCUGUUUCUGUAUAAUCCACCUGGGGAAGACUUCCAAGUCGGCUGUGAUAAAGAUGACUCAGGUGCUCUCCUUCAGACCACCAACCAGCCUCCUCUGCUGGUAGUUGACCAUCACACUGCGUACAUCUCCAGCUCCAACCAGCCAGCCUCCAGUCAGGACCCCUCCUCUCACAGCCCAUCCACAGAAAACCUGUCAGGGGCAGUGUUUGACUCCCUGGGGCUUGCAUCAAGACCAGGAACCAUCCCUGCUCCCAGCCCCAGGAUUGAGAUCACUCCGUCAGGUGACUCUCUUAGCUCUCAGACCCUGGAGCCAAGCCCUGGCACUAAAGCUCUGGGGGCCUACAGGGAGUGUGUGAGCCCUGCCAGCAGUAACUCUUCCACAGGCUGGCCUGUAGAGGCAUACUCUCCUUUGGCUUCACCGUGUGUCUCCCCUAAUGGAGGCGGCUGUGGCAUCGGGCUGUCUGGCUUAGACCUCUGCAUCCACCCUUCUUCUGCCCACUCCUCUCCUGGAGCCUCACCUCGCAACAGCAUCACAGAUGAGACCUUUCUCCUGCCCCAGCACCAACGCACCGCCUCAUCGCUUCCCCACCAACGCUCCCGCUCUGCCUCGCCACAUGGGAAGCGUUCCUAUGACAAGGCCCACUCCUGUCAGGGGGGUACUCCUGUCAAGCAGCGCUCCCGGAGCCCCAGCCCCAUUCCCUCGCCCCAUGAGCAGCAGGGGUCCUACUACCUCCACCAAUACCAGGCUCAAGCUGAGUUCCAACCCCAGGCUCCGGGCCUGGAGGAGAUGCUGAGCAGCCUCAGCUCCAGUCUACCCAGAGCGAUGCCUUCUGCAGUGGUGCGAGAUGCACAUGGGCAGGCCCAGAGAAAGGACUGUGUUUAUGGAGAGGGGUAUGACUAUGAAGUCAAGUCUGAAACCUUCUAUAUGUGCCCAACAGUGUGGCCUCCUUCUCAUCCAGUUCACCACGGAGCAUUUGGUGGUCUCUCCGUGGCUCCACUUCCAUCUUUAGAGUGGCCAUUGCACAGUCAGUCCGGUCAGUACGAGCUCAUUAUCAAGCAAGAGCCCAGAUCUCAUCACAGAGCUCACUAUGAGACUGAGGGUAGCCGAGGAGCUGUAAAGACACCUAACGGAGGGCAUCCAGAAGUUCAGCUCUGCGGGUACCAAGGCACAGCUCCACUGGGGCUGCAAGUCUUCAUAGGAACAGCAGACGAGAGGAUCCUAAAACCCCACGCCUUCUACCAGGUCCACCGCAUUACUGGGAAGACUGUCACCACACCCAGCAUGGAGAGGAUGAUCCACGGGACAAAAGUGUUGGAGAUCCCUCUGGAGCCAAAGAACCACAUGAGAGUGGUGAUUGACUGUGUAGGAAUCCUGAAGUUGAGAAAUGCCGACAUCGAACUAAGGAAUGGUGAGACGGACAUUGGACGAAAAAACACACGUGUGCGUUUGGUGUUUCGGGUCCACAUUCCUCAACCUGGAGGCCAGCUCAAGUCUCUUCAAGCUGCCUCUCCUCCCAUUGAAUGCUCCCAGCGCUCAGCUCAGGAGCUCCCUGCAGUCGAGAGGCAGGACCUGGACCGAUGCUCAGUACUUGGUGGUCAACAAAUGGUCCUUACUGGACAGAAUUUCACAUCUGACUCCAAAGUGAUUUUCUCAGAGAAGACACAAGACGGGCAGCAAAUCUGGGAGGUGGAGGCCACUGUGGACAGAGACAAAACACAAGCUAACAUGCUUUUUGUUGAGGUCCCUCCGUAUCGAAACCGGACCAUUUCCCACCCAGCCAAAGUCAACUUCUACGUCAUCAACGGGAAGAAGAAACGCAGUCAGCCUCAGCACUUCACCUACACUCCUGUGAUAGCCGUUAAAGCAGAACCACUGGAUGACUACCAGUUGAAUUCGUACAUCUACUCAGACAAUCAAUCUCUGGCUGGCCUGUCAAUGAAGUCACUCUACCAUCACCUGGAGCAGGAGAGCAACCUUCAAGCCUUGAGUGUUUCUCCAACAAUGUACCAUCUAACCACUGUAGACCCCAGAGCCCACGUGUUAAUCCCUGAUCCACUGGACGACCAACCAGUUUAUUACCAGUCUAGAGCCGGCACUCUGAUCAACAACCCUGUGCUGUACCACACUGCAGACCAACGUUACAGCAACUGUGGUGCCACCCUCCUCGGUGGUUCCCAGAUGGCUUCCCACCCUGCCUCCACCCCCAGCCAGUGUGUCAGUGCCAGAACCCCUGUGGGCAAAGUGGGUGAGUGUCCUCAGGUUGGUGAUUCCUUUGAGGCCUGUUUGAUGUCAAGACAUCAGAGUUUUGUGCAGACAGCAUUGCCACUGGGAAAGUCACCACCUUCAAGAUUCAUCCAAGGUGACGUUCAAGGGAAGGCUGUAAGCCGAGUGGAGCCUCUGACCCAGAUCAGCUCUGGAAGGGGAAACCAUGAGGAACAAGCUACAGAGAAAGUCACAGUCAAACAAGAAAACCUCCGCUAUGCUUACUUGGAGGAUGUAAAUGACAUCAUAAGAAGAGACAUGAAAGGCCACAAUGGAAAGUGAUCCAGGAGGCCUGCGGCAGCCCUGAUGUCCAUCAGAUUAAGCAUAAUUUGUAAAAUGUUGGAAUAUGUAAGCAAUAAAAAAAAUGGAUUGGUGGCAGGAAUUUAAGGCACAUUAUAGAAACUGAUCCACUGUAGGCCUAUAUGAUGACUUUAGACUUUUUAGCCUUAGCAAAGAUAGCAUAUAGGACAUGUGUCAUACCUUAUACUGUGUUAGCUAUUGUAUCUUUAUUUUAACCAGUUUGACUUAUUGAGUUUAUCUAUAUAUUUGUACAAUUGCUCUUUGUUAGCAUGUAUAAAAUACUUUAUAUUAAAUAAAUUCUGUUUAUAU
Molecule: messenger RNA, 3186 nt
Organism: Sander lucioperca (pikeperch)
Lineage: Eukaryota; Metazoa; Chordata; Actinopteri; Perciformes; Percidae
Product: nuclear factor of activated T-cells, cytoplasmic 2
Exons: 10
Coding region: 241-2859 (872 amino acids)
Biological process (GO): cytokine production; calcineurin-NFAT signaling cascade; regulation of transcription by RNA polymerase II
Cellular component (GO): transcription regulator complex
Molecular function (GO): DNA-binding transcription factor activity, RNA polymerase II-specific; RNA polymerase II cis-regulatory region sequence-specific DNA binding; transcription factor binding
Source: RefSeq, a predicted model, not a curated record